Molecule: messenger RNA, 686 nt
Organism: Racocetra persica
Lineage: Eukaryota; Fungi; Glomeromycota; Glomeromycetes; Diversisporales; Gigasporaceae
Source: the annotation of a GenBank genome assembly
AUGGACUUAAAGCUAAAACAAAGUGUUAUACUCGGAUAUUCGGAUAUAAAUAAUGCAGGUUUUUAUGUAGUUUCUGGAGUUGAGGAAACGUGUAUCGUUGAGCAACAAACGUAUCAUUUCAAUAUUACGAACGAAAAUACAAGUAAUGUCGACGACGAAGGAAAAAAACUUGAAAUAAAAAUAGAUAAUACCAAGGACUUAAGCUUCGUGAAAAUACAAGAGUUACCACCUCAAAAUAAGAUAAUAUAUUUAGCAGACGCGUUAAUCAAUCAAUUUUGUCAAAAUGAAGUAACCGAUGUGAUAAUAGUAUCAUCGAUAAACUUCUCGGUAAAUGACGAAGGUGUAUAUUUGGGUUGUAUACCAGAUAGUGAAGAGAUAAAAAAUGAUGAAAAGUUAAGAAAGUUGCCAUCAACUCUCAAAUUGCGGGAUCACUUCUUUAACACAAUGAUCACACUGCUGAAAGUUGAAAAAAUUCGUACAAGAUGCUUGAUAUUUCCCGGAAAAAAGAUAGGUGCAAGAGAAAGAAAAUCGAACAGUAGCUAUGUUUAUGAGGUUGGGAUUCUAAGAUUAUUAGUUGAGGGUCUAAAAGCAAUUGUGCCCGAUGUUGAAAUUUCAAUGGAUAAAGUAUUGGAUACCAAAGUUAAGAAAGAGUCUUUUGAUGAUAUAUAUGAUGACAAAAAAGAUAC